AUGCUAUCUUGGAAUUCUAACGCAUGGACUUUCAAUACGAUGCCCAUACUCUAUCUGGUGGCCAUCACUCCUUUAGGAUAUCUUUUAUGGACCGUGGUUUACAACCUUUACUUUAGCCCACUGUCGAAGUUUCCGGGACCGAAACUUGCCGCAUGCACCAAUCUCCAAAACCUAUACUGGACAUCCACAGGACAGUAUCACUACAAACUCAAGGAGCUCCAUGAUAAGUAUGGAGAUGUAGUUCGGACAGCUCCCAUGUCUCUUGUCUAUCGCAGCCCGCAGGCAUGGAAAGAUAUCUACGGCCACCGCAAACCGGGAACCGGGUCGUUCCUGAAAGACCCCAAAUUCUACCUUCUGGGGCCGAGAGGACCAAACCUUCUCAAUGCCAACGACGAAGAUCAUUCAAGAGAAAGAAGAUUGCUCUCGCAUGCCUUCUCUGAAAAGGCCCUGCGCGAGCAAGAAGGCCUAGUUCAGUCAUAUGUUGACAUGUUGGUGGAGCGACUGAAGGUGGUCUCAUCAUCGCAGGAAACAGUCGACAUGUCUCAGUGGUACAACUUCACUACAUUUGACAUCAUCGGAGAUUUAGCCUUUGGCGAACCCUUUGACUGCUUACAGGAAAGCCAAUACCACCCAUGGGUCAAGAUAGUCUUUGUGAGCGUGAAAGUAAUGGCAUUAUCGCGACCAUUGUUAGUCUAUCCCUUUUUGGCACCGAUUGUCAGAAGGCUCCUCCCGAAAAGGCUCAUAAAGAUGCGAGAAGAAUUAUUCGCUUUGGCAACAAAUAAAGUCCAUCGCCGAUUGGAGACUAAGGUUGAACGGCCAGAUUUUAUGACUUGCAUAUUGCGAUACAAUGAUGACAGGUCUAUGACCAUACGGGAGAUGGAAGCAAACGCGGCAUUGCUGAUACUCGCUGGGAGUGAGACGACGGCAAGUCUACUCUCCGGGUUCACCUAUUAUAUCAUGGCAAACCCUUUGGCCUAUAGGAAACUCGUGGACGAAAUCCGAGGAUCAUUCAAAUCUUACGACGAUAUUGAUUUCCAGAGAGUUGGUCAACUGACUUACCUGAAUGCAGCACUCGAGGAAAGCCUGCGGGUUUACCCACCUGUCCCGGCUAUUAUUCCGCGGGUUGUACCUAAGGAGGGUGCAUUGAUCGAUGGGCAAUUCGUUCCAGAGAACGUUUCUGUGUCUGGGGCCCACUAUUCUACCUACCAUUCCGAGUCUCAUUUUACCAAAGCCGACUCGUUUAUCCCCGAGAGAUGGCUGGAGAGCAGAGACAAACGCUUCGAGUCGGACAGUCGGACAGCAGUUCAACCAUUCUCACUUGGGUCCCGUAACUGUCUUGGAAGGAACCUUGCCUAUGCAGAAAUGCGUCUAAUUGUGACCAAGGUCUUCUGGAGCUUUGACAUGACCAUGGACGAGGGUUCAACCGCUUGGAAUAUCCAGAAAUCCUACAAUAUUUGGGAACGCAAGCCAUUGAUGGUAAACCUCUCGCUGGCACAGCAUUGA
Molecule: messenger RNA, 1503 nt
Organism: Penicillium hordei
Lineage: Eukaryota; Fungi; Ascomycota; Eurotiomycetes; Eurotiales; Aspergillaceae
Product: cytochrome P450
Exons: 4
Coding region: 1-1503 (500 amino acids)
Molecular function (GO): iron ion binding; monooxygenase activity; oxidoreductase activity, acting on paired donors, with incorporation or reduction of molecular oxygen
Source: RefSeq, a predicted model, not a curated record